GAAGUUUAUUUUUUGUAUUUUGUAGUGAUUUUUCUCAUGCUCAACAAUUAAAGGGCGGGUAUUGUAUCCUUGUUAUGGUUGCAUCGCUUUUCCGCCAAUUUAUCUCGUAUAACGAAUCAGAUUUUAUAUUCUAGGCGGUGUCCAGCAUUAUCUAUAUAUCAUAGUAGUUCUUUUAUAUGAUAAUCCGGUGAAUUUUUGGUGGAAACAUGGACGAAAUUAACACCUUUCUGAAGGAAUAUCACAACGAACUUCAAUCUCCUGCCGCUGAUGAAAUAAUUCACCCGAAAAUUGUUGGAAAAUAUAUAUUGGAUCGAAGUGACGUAUCGAACCAGAUAAUUGAUUGGGUUCUUCAUUAUCUAGAUUCUAAAAAAUGUCCUUAUCAGUUAGCUGUUGCUAUAGCGAAGAAUACUGCCCAACAGAUUGAAGCUAACAUUUUAGAACAAUCUCAAGAAUAUGUUAAUUCAGAUAAAGAUGAAUUACUGAAUACUUUAACCUUGUACACUGAAACUAUUAAAAAAUUACCAGUCAUUUGCCAAUCCUUCAUGGAUGACUUGAAUGGAAAAGAAACAUUUUCCUCCUCUUGUUCUUUGCCAUAUACAGCAUCUGUAUUUGCAAUAAGGAAUAAAAGGAGGAGAAUGGAAGAUCGUCAUGUUAUUCAUCACGACCUAAAUUUAUUGCUUGAUUUGAAGAAUGCUCCUGCUCAUAGUUAUUAUGCUGUAUUUGAUGGCCAUUCUGGAGUAGAUGCUGCUAGUUAUGCUGCUGCGCAUCUCCAUGUAAAUAUUGCGAAACAUCCAUCAUUUUUGACUGACACUGUAACAGCUAUUACUGAAGCAUACAAGAUCACAGAUGAAAAUUUUCUUAAAAAAUGUAGUGAAUGGAAUCUAAAAAGUGGUAGUACUGCAAUUUGUGCCUUAAUUAGAGAAAGAACUCUAUAUUUGUCCUGGGUAGGCGAUUCACAGGCUGUUUUAGUAAAAGAAGGCAAACCUGUAAUUGUAACGAAUCCACAUAAACCUGACAGAGAAGAGGAACGUAAGAGAAUUGAAGAUCUUGGAGGUGAAGUAAAUUGUCAUACUGGUAUAGCAAGAGUGAAUGGGGUAUUAGCUGUAACACGUGCUCUAGGUGACAUAGACCAUAAAAGAUUCAUCUGUAGUGAACCUGAAAUAACUACAGUUACCCUUGAUGGAACAGAAGAUUUCUUGAUUUUAGCUUGUGAUGGAUUGUGGGAUGGAAUGUCUCCUGAAGAUGUCACAUCUGCUUUGUAUCAUAAUUUAUCUGGAAGUGCCCUUGACGAACCUUUAGAUGCUGUUGCUGCAAAACUUGUUCAUCAGUCUAAAUUGCAAGGUUCUGAAGAUAAUAUUACUGCUGUUGUUGUUUUCUUACGAGAUAGUAAAACAAUUAAAGAAUAUGCAACUGAGCUUGUAACACGAGUAUCUCCACAGUUAAAUUUCUUUGAAAUGAAUGGAGGAGAAAAAGGAUGUCCUUCUGAAGAAAUUUCAAAUUCUCUUUGUACUAAGCCAACAGUAUUAGAAUUCAAUGCUGCAUCAGCUAAAAAGUUAAAGAACACAGCCAAUGUUUUAAGUUCAGCUGGUAUUACUGAUCCAUCUUAUGCCUGUCCUUAUUCGGAGAGCUCUAUAGAAGGUGUGGCAUUUCAGAAAGUUACUUCUGAGGCAAUUUUUGUACCUCAAGCAAAAAUCCCUUCUUGUCUUGCUCCAGAAGCUACAGCUUUAAGUGAAUUGCCGACUCCGCCAAUUGAUGAUGUUUUAGCAUCACAGGAUUUUGAGAAACUUAGUUCUGAUUUGAGCCAGGAUUUUAGUUCUCUAUCACUUGAGCCUAAGCCUGCUUCAGAUUCCGCAGCAGUUAAUAUUAGCUCAUCUUUUGGUUUGACAGAAACGAAUGAUAUUUUAACUUUGGAAGAUACGAAAUAUGCUAUCACACCAGAAGAGGCAGUUGAUAUAGCAUCAAGUGUUGUUUCAAAUACUAUUGAAACAGCAGUGAAGCAAAUUUCCUCAAGUGCAAGUCCCGAGGCUAUAUCUCCUGUUUCUACACAUAAAUUAAAUCCAUAUGCAGAACCAUUUGUGAUGAAAUCUUUUAUUUCCAAUGAAAAUCAGGAUCAGACCGAUCAAACUACAGCUGGUCCUGAAUCUGCUCCAAGUGAAAUGCUAUCUGUAAAUGAAAAGAAUGAAUCUUCUGUCAUUAAAAGUGUGGAUGAUCUUCCAAAUACUAUUCCUAAUCUUAUUGAUACUGACAAUGUGGCAUCAGAAGAUUUCUCAUGUGCAGAUAAAUCAAUUAAUAAACCGGAUGAAUCUAAUACUUCUUUAAUUUCAUUAGGUAAUGAAUGUAAACAAGAUCUUUUAACACAUACUUCGUCAUCCACUAACGAACCAGAACCUCAGUUCAUUGAAAAAACAACAGAGUAUGUUAAUAUGAGUCCUAAUCCAAAUAUGCAUUCAGAUGUUAAUAAUAUUGUAGAACCAUGGUCUGAACUUGAUACAAAUAUUGCAUCUGCUCCUCCUUUGGAGGAUUUACCUGCUUCUAAGGAUGAGAAAUUGGAAUUAUCUUUUACUUCAGCAAUAAAUACUACAGAUGCAAUCAAUGUAGUAGAUGAAUCUUUUUCUAUAAAUCCACAUGAAAAUCCAUCUGAUUCUAUAAAAGAGGAUUUGUUUAAAAAUGUAACUCCUGGUUGUCCAAUUUCAGAUGAUGGUCCAUUCAUUUCUAAUGAAAGUCCUUUCGAGCUGAAUGAGGAUUUAAAAAAGAAUUCACCAGAGGGUCCUAAAAGCGAAAAUCCUACUUUGCCAAAUCAAUUAAGUGAUGGUGCCUUAUUUACCCAUGAUUUACCUGCAAGUUCAAAUAAUAUAGAUAAAACCAAUAGCAGUGUGUUACUGGAUCAGUCAAAAGAGUUAUUUAAUUUAAGUGGUAUGACUUUAUCACCACAAAAAGCACCUGAAGUAGAAAACUUGUUGGAGAAUGAACCAUUGAAUAAAAGUAACAAAAUUGAGGAUACAGCUGAGAAAAGCAGUCCUGUGAAAGAAGAUGCUUCAGCAUCAAUUGGCGCUCUUGUAUCUGUAGAAAAUACAUCUGGAAUAAGUAAUGAUGCAUUACCAGACCAAGUAAGUAAUGCUGCCAAAAUUUUGAAUGAUAUAUUAGCCAGUCCAAAAAAUACAACUGAAAUCGGAAAUAGUUUAAUAUGUGAUGCAAAUACUGAACUUGCAACUACAGCAGUUGUAUUAUCUGUUAAUUCUGUGGAUGAAUGUCCUGUUGAAACAACUGUUGACCUCCAGGCUUUACCUGAGGGUAUUCCAGAAGCUGAAGGAGUAACUGAAGAUGUUGACUCGGAUUCUGAGAAAGAUGGUGGUUGGAGUUAUAUGAAAGGAAACACAGUUGUUGGUGGAAAACCCAAACCAAAAGAGACAUUGACCAAAACUGGAAAACAGUCAAGUAUGUCUGAUGCAACACUUAAAACAAAGAAAGAACCAUUAAAACCUUCACUUGAUAGCAAGAGUAAAUUGAAAGCUGCUCCACUUGAUAAAACCAAGAAACCUUUACCUGAGAAAAAAGUUAUGGAUCCAAAAGAUCCAAAGAAUAAAGUUAGAAAUGUACCAUCUACUUUACCCAAAGCUCCUGUUGAAAAAUCUACUAAGCCAACUACUAUGGUUAGAGUAAAGAAAGAGCUUCCUGUAUCAUCUGUUAAUAAAGUGACUUCAGUUGCCUCUACAAAGUCUACUACUGUACGAAAUACAAUGUCUACUAGUAAAUCUGCAACGCUUACAGGUACAGGACAAAGUCAGCUUUCAACUCCAAAACCUGUCAGCAGUUCACCAACUAUUGGUACUGCCAGACCAAAGUCUGCAGCAAGUGGUAUUGGAACUAAAACAACUGCUAGACCUACUGGUACUACAGUUCCUGCUUCAAAGGGAUCAUCUACCGUUCAAAGUAAUAAAUCAAAUGUGGCAUCUACUGCGCGGAGUACUACUUUAAGUCGACCUGCCAGUUCAACUGUUCCUAAUAAAACUAUAACUAAAUCCUCAACAUUAGCAAAACCUCCUGUAUCUGAAUCAAAAACAAAACCAGUUUCUACAAUGAUCAGAAAAACUGCUGCCCCCCUUGCUAAAAAACCAGAUCCUAAAGAAACAAAUGUUAAGGAAACAAAAGAUACUGUAAAUAAGCAAAUAUCAGAAAGAAAAAAUGUUCUGAAUAAGAAAGAUACCCUCAAGAGUGCAACUAUUCCUGCCAAGAAUGUUACAUCUGUUAGUAACAAACCAGCUGCAGCCAAACCACGCCCUGCUCCCAUUAAGAAUGAUAUUAAUAAAAAGGAUGUGCCAAAAGUUAAUAAAACAAUAGCAAAAUUACCUCCUAAAACCAAUACUUUGUCAAAAGCUUCUCAAAAUGCUGCUACUGGGAAAGAAAAGAAAAACUUGCCUCUUGAAGACAAAUCUAAUGAAAAGAGAAAUGAUCCAGUUGUUGAAAAUGAACAAAGUGUUCCUGAAAGUACUCCUGUUUGUGAGGAAGAAAAAUUUAUUCUUGAGGCUAAUGAUAAAGAAGUGAUAGUUAAAGAACAAGAUGAAGCCCCAGUGAAUUCAGAUUCAAAGAUUGUGGUUGAAAAUAAUACGAAAAUGGAAGGGAAUUCUUCCGAAGAAAUGCCAGCAGCUAGUGUUGCAUCGUAAAAGUUUACAGUAGUUCUGCUAAACAGCUUUUCAAGUUCUAGUCUGUUAAUUGAUCUCGGGUAUUAUAUCCUUUAAAGCUGAGCUGCUUGAAAAUGAGUAGUUUUUACAAAGUUGGGAACUUGAUUAUCAAAGGAUGCAAAUCUUUUCAAAGCCUUUACUUUUUUAAACCAAAGACAUAUAUUAUUAAUAACAUUUUAAAAUCUGUUAUAAAAUUUAAAUAUUACAAACAUAAUUGUGAAAGUAUUCUUUUUUGUUAUUUGCUACUUUGCAAAGUAUUUGGUUCAUUAUUUGAUCAAAGUAUUUAAUAUCAUGUGACUCUGCAAAAUUUAUUCAGAUUUACUGUCAUCUUCAAAAAUAUUUUUUGUGCUUGUUUUCUUCAAAAAGCAAUGCUUAUCAUUCUCUUUAUAAAAUUAACUAGUGCUAUAUAUAUAUAUAUAAUAUAUUUCUGAUUUUUUUAUUAAAGAUACUUAUAACAUUUAUGUUAAAUCUCCUGGUAAUUUUAUUAGAAAUGUUCCAAUUAAUUCUAUUUCAAGACAUUAAACAUUAAAAGCUUUUAUUUUAUAUCAAAGGGAAGAUUUUCUUUUGAAAAUGGGCUUUUAUGAUUAAAGAAAUAUAUAUGGAAUUUUAUGAUAAAGGAAAUUAUCAAAUUGUUUCUCUGAUGGAAGUUAUCCUAUGUGAUACAUGAAUUAGUUUUUGUACCUGUAUUGAUGGGCUCGUUGAAUGUCAUUUUAACUGUAGAAAUUGAAUUUUAAAAAAUUCAAUCUAAGUAAUUGUUUUGAUGUAUUAUGUGUGCAUAUCUGUUUUGUCUUUAGUUUUGGAAACUUUUGAGAAUUGUUUUUAGAAAUUGAUUUUAUUUGUUUUGAAAAGUUUUAAUCCCUUACAAAAAUAUUUGUUUUAAAUUAAAAUUUUCCAUGUAUCAUUAAUUUUAUAUUUUCUAAUCCCUGUCCUUCCUUAAUCAAAUUUUAGUAUGCAUAUUUUAGAAAUUGGAAGCUUUUCAGUUUCUUUCAUCAUCUGUAAUCAUACCCAAUAGUUAUGAUUUUGCUGAUAAAAAGAUCUCUUCUAUAUGUUUUCAGUCUUUUUUUUUUCUUUUUUCCCUUACUUAGCUGUCAAAUAUUUGAAAUUAUAAUAUUUAAACUUUAAAGUGUUCAAAACAAUUCAUUUCAGCUUUGUUCUAUUUUAUCUUUCAUGAAAGCUGGAAUGAGUAAUGUAAUUUGACUGAAAUUACAAAGACGUUUAGUAGCAUUUUUUUUUUUUUUUUUUUUUUGUUUUUGUUUCUCAUGCAUAAAAACAUUGAUGAAAAAAAUGAGGUGGGUAGGAUAGGUAAUUUCAGAACCUGUUAACUAUGCACAAUAGAAAAAAAUAUGGUAAGAAGGAAAAUUUUAUUAAUUUUGCUACAUAAAGCUGUCUAUUUGUGAGGAGUUAUUAAUCCAAAAAUCUUUUGUUGGUAAUCUUAAAAAUUGUUUUUAGAUCGUCAAAAGCUAUAGGAUUUUGUCAUUUUCUGCCAGGAGUAAUUGUAAUUUUAGUGUUCCUAACAAUUUGGUAUUUAGAAAAAAGUAAUUUAAAAUAUUAAAAUGUUUUUUAAUUAUAAUUUGAUAUAGUUGUUUUUAAAUUAUUAAUCAUAAUAUGUUUUGAAAAAUUACAUUUUGCAUGAAAAAAAGUAUGAUCGAUCAUUUAAUUAUUUGUUAUUUCAAUGGAAUUGAAUUUGUUUCUCUUCAAAGAAUAAUGCGCAUGAGAAUAAUGUAUUAAUCGUAAUCCUGUGAUACUUCUGUACUUAUGCUGAUUUUGAUAAAAUUUAUAUAUCCUCAAUUUUGGAAAGUUAUUUCUUUCUAAUAUUUUUAAUAUUGACUCUUUUCAUUGCUUUAGGGUUUUACCAAUAUUUUAAAAUUCUCUUAAAUCUGUCAUUCAAAGUUUGAUGUUAAUGUGAUUUUUUUUUUCUCUCUCUCUUUUAGCCUUGUAUUGUGUGUGUUGUCGUCUCUAAAUAUAUCCUUAAUCCAAAGAAUAUUAAUGAAUGUAAACAAAAAUUAAUUUUGUUUUAUUCAAUUGUUAAAAAAAUAUUAAUCAAACAUUAAAAAAUAUUGUAUGAAAGAUUAUUCUUGAUAUCUUUAAGAGCUAUUUCAAUUCUUGUUUCUUAGGUUGUGAAUUAGUUUAGUGGUUAUGGGUGUGUUGUCUUGUGCUUUUUUGUGUUUUUGUUGUAUACAAGCAAUCUAAAUUUUGCUUAAAAUGCAUGAAAAAAUAAUCUAAAAUGCAAUUUUUUCAUUCAUUUUUUUAAAAUUAUCAUUGCAGAACAUAUGUAGAAAAUAACAUUUUAUUGUCUUUAAUAAGCUUCUAUUUCAUUGCUAUGAUAAUUUAAUUGCAAAUGUAGAAAAUAUUGAUAUAUAUUCUAUUCUUUUUAAUUUACUCUGACAACAUUGGUGAAAGUAGUUUACAUUAAAUUUCACAGUUGUGAUGCAUUUUAAUCAUAAUUUGUAAUGCUGAAUUUUGCUCAUAGCUUUACAAUUUUAUUCAUGUUUCAUGCUUUUCUAUUGAUUAUAAUAAAGUUAAUCCAUUUGUAUGUACAGAUGAAUGUUGAUUUUAGCUAGAGCUUAGUAAGAAUUGUUGCGAUCGAACUGCAGUACCUAUAUUUCAAAUAUUUUGUACUGAGCUAGGUGAAUUUCAAUAGAUUUGAUAAAAACAAUGUUUAUAUCAAAAUGUUUAUUGCAAGUUAUAUAUGGAAAUUUUGUAUUGGUAAAUGUAUUUCUGUGUAAAUCAAACUUUUGCAUUUGUAUUCGAGAAUAAACUUUGGGCAUUUUUUCAAA
This is a messenger RNA of Argiope bruennichi, 7456 nucleotides long. RefSeq names its product mucin-17-like. The record is from RefSeq and is a predicted model, not a curated record. Gene Ontology annotation, molecular function: protein serine/threonine phosphatase activity. Lineage: Eukaryota; Metazoa; Arthropoda; Arachnida; Araneae; Araneidae. Gene Ontology annotation, biological process: protein dephosphorylation; negative regulation of protein kinase activity. The transcript is spliced from 7 exons. The coding region runs from base 207 to 4661 and encodes 1484 amino acids.